Pyrus x bretschneideri (Chinese white pear) is the source of this 2120-nucleotide messenger RNA. RefSeq names its product 18S rRNA aminocarboxypropyltransferase. Gene Ontology annotation, molecular function: rRNA small subunit aminocarboxypropyltransferase activity. The record is from RefSeq and is a predicted model, not a curated record. Gene Ontology annotation, biological process: maturation of SSU-rRNA. Lineage: Eukaryota; Viridiplantae; Streptophyta; Magnoliopsida; Rosales; Rosaceae.
UUCAAUUGAAUACAUCCGAAUAAACGAAGAACAAAAGCCCAGCAAGCGAACGAGCUUACCCCCGCCCCAAAACCAAGAGCCACUCUAAAACCCUGUGUGAGGAGAGCUAAGAACGGUGGCGCAGAUUCGGCACCAAAGCAAAGCAAAAGAAAGCACAGGAAAUGGGUAACAACAAGCGGUUCAAGAACCAUAAGCCUCACCGUGACCGGGGGCAAUCUAGUCGGACCCAUCACCAUUUUCCACAGUCUGACGAAUCCCUACCAUCUGAUCAAGCUACUGAAGAGGAGCCAACAGCAACAGGUCCCAAAAUCCAGCUUGCAAUGUGGGAUUUUGGCCAAUGUGAUGCAAAAAGAUGCACAGGACGCAAGCUUUCAAGAUUUGGCUUGUUGAAGGAAUUGCGUGUCAAUAAUGGUUUUGGAGGCAUUGUUUUGAGUCCAGUUGGGACGCUUUGUGUCUCAAGAGAAGAUUAUAGUUUAAUCCAGCGAAAAGGAUUAGCUGUUGUGGAUUGCUCUUGGGCACGCUUGGAUGAUGUACCAUUUGUGAAGCUUCAGUGCACUGCUCCUCGCCUCUUGCCUUGGUUUGUAGCAGCAAAUCCAGUAAAUUAUGGUCGACCCUGUCAACUAUCUUGUGUGGAGGCAUUAUCUGCAGCUGUGUUCAUAUGUGGCGAAGAAGAAACUGCAAAUUUGUUGCUUGGAAAGUUCAAAUGGGGUCAUGCUUUCCUGUCCCUCAAUAGGGAUCUUCUGAAGGCAUACUCCAAAUGUGAAAACAGUGCUGAAAUAAUUUCAGUCCAAAAUGAUUGGCUUUCACAAAACAGUCAGGUUCCCAAGGCUCCUAGAGAAGUAAAAGGAGGAGCAGACCUGUCCUCUCUCAGUGACGGUGCGGAGGGCUCUUGUGAUUCCGACGACGGGUUUCCACCACUGGAAAGGAAUAUGAAUCACUUAGACAUGCAGGAAAGUGAUGAGAAAAUAGCGUUCUCUCGCUGCAGCCAAAUCAUCUGUACUUCUUUUAUGGUGGUUAGUACUCGGUUUUCUGGCGGCUGUUCAACUGACGAUUUUUCCUGUGCUGAUGCAAUUGAAGCUUUCUUUUCAUCAGAGAGCUCAUCACUACGUUUAGACUUGGUUAAAGUUUCCUCUUGAUGUCCCUCUAUCACCCCGAGUGACUCCAACAGCACUGAUGCUGCAGCUAUUUCUCUGUCUUCAAGUUUGUUUGGCUUGCCUGAUUCAGUCUGCUUCUCUAGAUGCACCUCUCUCACACUGGAAGACCCCAAUGGCUUCAAUGCUACAGCAUUUGGUCCAUCUCUAUCGUCAUGUUUAUCUGGCCUGCUUAAUUCCUCCUGCGUCUCUAGCUUCCUGAACUUCACAUCUUCUGCACCAAAAGCAACAUUUCUUUGAAGGUUCCUCCUGAAGUUGACGCAGUCGAUCUUCCUCUGCCCAUUUGGCUUGCUCCGCAAGUUUCCUUUUGUAAGCACCUGUGACAAAGCGUUACUUAUCUGCAUAGAGGUGAUCCUCUUGGUUUCGCUCUUUCUGUAGUUUUCUCUCAUAUAUUAUCUCCUGCUUUUCGCUUUCGUUCUGCUGCUUUUCUCUGUAUACCAGGAACGUACCUUGCCAUUCUCUCUUGGCGAUCUUGUACCCGAGGUUGGAUGGCUCUCUGUUUCAUCUCAUCAUAAACUCCAUCGUAGUUGAGCACCGACGGGUCCUGCUCAAGGGCCUUCCUCGGUUGCUCCUCAAUAUCUUUCAGAGACUUGUUCUUGGAAGCCUGCCGACUUAUUUCCUACUCAACAUCAUUGUCAUCGUCGUCAUCGCCAAAACCCCGAGGUUUAGGGAGAGGAGGCCUCGUCGGCUGCUUCUUCUGCUGCCCCCUUAGGUUCAACCUCGUCUUCUUCUUUUUCCUGUGAUGCUCUGCUUCCAAAUUCAUCCGCAAAAAGGCAGUUAGUUUCAAUUACUUUUGUAGGAGGUAUGUUGAGAAUCAGUUAUCCAGGGAUAUAAAUAGACGUACAAGCACACACAGACACAAUAUUCCAAAUCACAUACAGAUUCUAAUAGCUUCCCUAAUUCUAAAAUGUCAAGGUCAACUGUGCAGUAAAUAUCUUGCGUAAAUCCGAUCACGGCAACUGUUUUUUA